GCGGUUCGCUCUGUCCACUUCCGGGGGGAAAGGGCUGUGGGACCUCGGGCUGAGAAGUCCAGUCGGGAGUCGCUCCCGGGGUUCGGGCUGGGAAAGCAGGGGGCGUGGGGCCCGCUCUCCGGGGCCAUGGACGAGGACGGGCUGCCUCUGAUGGGGUCGGGCAUAGACCUGACCAAGGUGCCAGCAAUCCAACAGAAAAGGACUGUUGCGUUUCUAAACCAGUUUGUGGUACAUACAGUACAGUUUCUCAACCGAUUUUCUACAGUUUGUGAAGAGAAGCUGUCAGCUCUUUCUCUUCGGAUCCAACAAAUCGAAACAACUCUCAAUAUUUUGGAUGCAAAGCUGUCAUCUAUUCCGGGUUUAGAAGAUGUCAAAUUUGAAAUAACGACUGCAAGUGUUAAUGGUGUUACAAAUUGUCCUGAAGCCCCCGCAGGUCAACAAUCAUCUCUGUCUCCUCAAUCCGAGCAGAACAGUAUACAAGACACUGGACCACAGAAAUGUGAAGCGGCAGCAGAACAAAUCUUAACUGUAGCCAAGGAUCCAAGAUAUGCCAGAUAUCUCAAAAUGGUUCAAGUGGGUGUUCCUGUGAUGGCGAUAAAAAACAAGAUGAUAUCUGAAGGACUGGAUCCAGAUCUUCUUGAGAGGCCAGACGCCCCAGUGCCUGAUGGGGGAGGUGAAGCACAUGCCAAAGAAAGUUCAGAUAGUGAAUCUUCUUUUAGUGACUGAACUUCAUGUUGACCUUAGAGAAUUUAUAUAUCUAUAUAAUAUAUACAUGCAUAGAAAGAGGAACUUUUUUUACAGCUUUUAUGCUUUAGGCCUAAGGUGAUAUCCAUAUCAAGUGUAUUAGAGGGUGACAACUUUCAGAGGUCACCUCUCUCACAAAAUAUUUACUAAACUUGAGAUUUUUCAGCUUUUCAUCAUCAUGGCUUCUAAUCACAAGUUGGAAAAAUAUUAUCUAGGAAUCAUCUUCCUUUGGGAAAAUUUUCUAUAAUGACUAACUUGAAUUUUGUCUGACCCAUAAAGGAAUUAUUAACUAAACACCUAAUCAACCAAAAAUUAUUUAUGCUUUAAAGAUGCAAAGGAUUUUUUAUUAUCACGGGAGAGAAGUGACUUGACAGUGUGCCUCUUAUCACCACAUGGAAGUGUGGGAAUAAGUCACAAUCGAACGGCCUAGUUAAAAUAAAGCAUAAUGCUAUUACAAGCACUAAGCUGCGAUAGUGGAGUAAGGCAAUCUAAGUGGAAAGAGAAAAACCAUUUGCUUUGAGUUUAAUAACAGGUAACGUGCUUCCUGAUUAGCUUGACCCAAACACUGAACUUGACUGGAUGGCUGAGGCUAUUGGUACUAAUCAUUUUAGCAUGAAAAUGUUCAUGCGAACUCAGCUUCCAUAAGAUUUACUAAAGAAUUUUCUGUCCAAAAGACAACACAGUUCUAAACCACUGAGUUACCUGUGGAGACUUCAGGGUGUGGUUGUGAAGAUGGUUCUCUUCCUGUUUGCUGGAGUAUAACCCCUUUCAGCCCAGGUCAGAGGUAAUGGUCAGCACUGGCUGCAUGUGGUGCCCUCCUGAAAGAGUCACCCCUUAUGACUCUGAAAGACCAUGUAGGAACCUCCUGUCUGUGGAGACAAUCCUCAAUAAAUAAUGGUGCACAACGGGGAGUAGUGUAAGAAGUCUAAAACAUUGGUUACAUAGAGAAAGUGGGAAACUUACUGGAUGGUGCUAUUUCCCAGUUAUUGAGUUGACCCACAUUUACUAUUUUACUCUAAAAGUAUAGAAUUGUUCUCUUUCUCCUUCAGUCUGGAGCUAGAUUUGAUGCUAAGCCAUACUUAAGACAUCUAGAAUUUUUCUAUUUAAAAACUUAUUUUUAAAAAUUUUCAAAAAUGAGCCAAGGAUUAACAAUAAACAAGUCUAUAUCUUUAUAGUCUGUUGUAAUUCUGAUAUAAAUUGUAAAUGUUUCCCUUGACACACACCCCACUGAGUUUCCUUAUAUGUGUAAACAGAACGUGGCUUCUGUUAAAGGAUGAAUGGUGUCCAUGUACUCUCAUGAAGCAUCACCCGGGCAACACUGUUUAGGAAAACGGCUUCAUUUCUAAAUGGGGUGCUCAAAAUAACAAGCUCCAUCUCCUGAGUUCACAAAGAGUGGAAAUCCCCACAUUUUAGCCUUGUAAUACCGCAGUUCUUACAGGACUGCCAGUGUGGCAGUCAUUUAAAA
Messenger RNA from Dromiciops gliroides (monito del monte), 2209 nucleotides. It is a transcript of the gene WASHC3, whose product is annotated as WASH complex subunit 3. NCBI's taxonomy places the organism in Eukaryota, Metazoa, Chordata, Mammalia, Microbiotheria, Microbiotheriidae. The transcript has 7 exons. The record is from RefSeq and is a predicted model, not a curated record. Gene Ontology annotation, cellular component: WASH complex. Gene Ontology annotation, biological process: exocytosis; actin filament polymerization. Bases 127 to 726 code for a protein of 199 amino acids.